CUAAAAUCUGUUAAAAUUUUUGGAAUGCUUUAAAAUGAGAAGAUUGGAAGAAGAUUAAACCCAAACGCAAGACUACAACCUGAAGUGCAAAGAAAUAUUUACCAUCAUCUUCAUGGUAAGGUUAUUAAGGCAAGAAUGAAUGGCGUAAAAGUUUAAUCAAGACUUUUGCGUGCUCGAAGCCCGCAAGGAAGUCGACCCAUAAUCCUCUGAAGCCUGUAAAUUUAUUAAAUUCUUGGAGCAAGCACAGCCUGCGGUGUGGGUGAAAGUGUGUGUGUGUGUUUUAGAUCAGAAGCAAUCCUGGGAAAGCACGGAGAGUUGGUGUUGGAUGGAAUUUUCGAUUGCUUCCAUGAAAUCGCGGUGGCGCUUGCUUUCGGUAGGAUGACGGACUCUGCUUACCGGGUCGUUACCACGUCCCGUCUCGCUCAAUGGCGUAUCGACGAUUUCAGCUCUUCUUACCGAAAAUCCGAUCCUUUCAAGAUCGGCAACUGGAACUGGCAUUUAGUUGUGGAAAAGAAUCGAAAAAUAUGGUUGAUUAAACUCUUCCCAGAGAUACCAAAGUUAGCUGGAGACAGUCCUCCUCCUCAUCCGGUUGCUUCCUUCGACAUUCGUAUAAUAUCCUUUUUGGGAGGCCGCAAGACUUUGGUUCAUCCAGAAGUUAGGGAUAAGCCGCUGCAUAGUGGUGAGGAUUUUAUCUGGGCGCUUGAGGUUCCAUUGACCGGGAAAUUCAUCAUUGAUGUUGAGUUUCUUGAUCUCAAGACUGCAUCUCCAGACGGAGGCGAGGAAGUAUUUUCGAUUUGGGUUGCGAGUGAAGGGUUCCCACACCCACAGAAACAGAACACAAGAGCAGUUUCUUCUGUUUCUCUUGGGCGAAUGUUAUCAGAAAGUAUCCACACAGAUAUCAUCAUUCGUGCUUCGGAUGGAAGCAUUGGGCCCACAGGGCGGUUCUUGCAGCCCGUUCACCGACUCCAUCUUCUCAGAGCUGCUGACAAGUAUGAUGUUUCAGAUCUCAAAGAUGCAUGCCAAGAAAGCCUGUUACAAGAUAUUCACGCCAACAAUGUUCUUGACAGGCUCCAGAGCGCUUCUCUAUAUCGUUUGCCAAUGCUCAAGCUCGGAUGCCUUGAGUAUCUUGUCAAGUUUGUAAAUACCGGCUAA
Lactuca virosa is the source of this 1152-nucleotide messenger RNA. NCBI's taxonomy places the organism in Eukaryota, Viridiplantae, Streptophyta, Magnoliopsida, Asterales, Asteraceae. The record is from the annotation of a GenBank genome assembly.